Messenger RNA from Ostertagia ostertagi, 1170 nucleotides. Lineage: Eukaryota; Metazoa; Nematoda; Chromadorea; Rhabditida; Trichostrongylidae. The record is from the annotation of a GenBank genome assembly.
AUGUCAACCACCAUGGAUCGCCGCAACCUGCUGAAGAAGGGUUUGCUAAUGGCCGGCGGAUUAUCUAUUGGCCCCGCAUUGCUGAACAAGUUGUCUGCAAGGCCCGCCAACACCUGUUACGCCAGUGAUUAUGUUUCAGAUCUAUCCGCUAUUAUUGGUGCACCAGUAGAGCUGAAAGCGCGUUUGUUUGCCAAUGAAAAUCCUUUUGGCCCUUCGCCAAAAGCCAAACAGGCUAUACAGGAUGCCAUGGCGCAGAGCUACCAGUAUCCUUUUAUGUUUGCCAAAGACCUGGUACAAAAGAUUGCCGAUACAGAAGGCUUAACACCUGAGCACCUGAUUAUGGGCGCGGGCUCUUCAGAAUUGCUGUUGGCCGCAGCCAUCUUAUUCAGCCAGAAACCAGGCAGUAAUAUUAUCAGCGGCGACCCCAGCUACGAAGAUUUGCCCAGCAAGGCGGUACUGUUGAAUACCACCUGGAAAAAGGUGCCCCUCACGGCCGACUAUAAACUUGACCUGGAUGCGAUGGAGAAAGCGGUUGACGGCAAUACCAGUAUGGUCUAUGUUUGCAACCCGAAUAACCCCACCGCUACAGUGCUUGAUAUUGAAAAACUGAAAGCUUUUUGCGACAGGGUUUCUGCGCGUGUACCGGUUUUUGUAGACGAAGCCUAUAUCGACUACCUGGAUGAUCCAAAAGCCAAUACAAUGAUGGGAGCCAUUAAAAACGGCAAGAAUAUUAUUGUUGCCCGCACUUUUUCCAAACUACAUGGUUUUGCCGGCCUAAGGGUAGGGUAUGCUUUUGCGCAGCCCGCUAUGAUACAAAAAUUGACAUUGUACACAACCGAUUUUAUGGCCAUUACCGCCACGUCUUUGCACGCUGCUAUGGCCAGCUACCAGGAUACCGAUUUUCUGAAAGAGACACUGCAAAAAACAAAUGUUUCCAAAAACUAUCUCUACAGUGUGCUGAAAAAAGAAGGCUAUGAGUAUAUCCCUUCCUUUGCCAAUUUUGUGCUGUUCCCGCUGAAAAUGGACAGCAAAAAAUUUGUGGAAGAAAUGGGCAAGCGCGGCGUAGGCGUUCGCUUCUGGCAGUUCAAUAACAAAGAAUGGUGCCGCGUAAGCAUUGGCAGAAUGGAUGAAAUGGAAGCGUUUGCAGCAGCCUUCAAAGAAAUCUCUUAG